CGCGCGCUCUGUGCGCAGCACCUGUUUUAAUCCCGCAAGACUGGAAAUCCGAAGCACAGCACACAGAGAGUCGGCCGCGCACAGGUUACAGAUAUACACACACCUCAUCCCACAUUUAUAGGAUAUACUGAAGUCAGGGAGUCGACGAAGUGGGAGAGCAGGAACACGAGUCAGGUUAUUCUUGUGCCUGCACCCAGCCGGAGAUGCCAGGACUUUACAGCCUUUUCGGCAUCAUGUAGGACAGGAUGAAGCCCUGCACACCCGUGUUGAUUAGGAGGAGUGAAGUGGACGGAGUGACAGAUGCUUCCUUGACCAACUCUUCAAAUGUUGAUGACCGAAGGAUGGAGAAACAGACCUUGGUGACAGCUAUCAGUUUGUCCAUGAGCCUGGCGUCACUGGUGCUUCUCAUCACCGCUAUCAUGACUGACCACUGGUACGAGACGGACACCACACGGCACAGGCAGAACUGCGACCAGUUCGGUCCGGACGCCAACGAACACAAGAACCGGUUGAUGCCCAUCUAUCACCUGCCCCUGAUGGACAGCAGCAAUCCUCGGAGGAACCAGGCGCUGCUCCGGGCGAUCCACGUCGGGAGUAGAGAGGAGCUCCUGGAAAAUUGGAGGUCCAUUUUGGGAAUGGGAAUUUUAGAAACGGAAUGCGGGCGCCCCAUUUUCUCCACUUACUCUGGACUUUGGAGGAAAUGUUAUUAUCUAGGAAAGGACAAGGACAUCGACAACCUCAUAUCCAAGGGUAUAGCCCAGCGAUGCACCAUCAUCAAGUACCAUUUCUCCCAGCCCAUACGGCUCCGCAACAUCCCUCUCAACCUGACCCGCACCAUCCAGCAGGACGAGUGGCACCUCUUACACCUGCGGCGGAUCACAGCAGGGUUUCUAGGCAUGGCGGCAGCCGUUCUGUUGUGUGGCUGCAUCGUGGCGUCUGUCAGCUUCGCCUGGGAGAAGUCUCUCACUCAGCACGUCUCUGGGUUGCUCUUUCUCAUGGCAGGGAUCUUCAGCACCAUCUCCCUGUGUACCUACGCGGCCAACGUGUCCUACGACCUGGCCAGGGUCCCUCCCUUCAUCUACGGGCUGCCUGCUGACGUGGAGCAUGGCUACAGCUGGUCCAGCUUCUGUGCCUGGCUCAGUCUGGGGCUGACGGUGACAUCUGGAUGCCUGUGCACCACCUUCCCCAUCCUCAGCUGUAGCAGCAGCAAGGGUGCCCCCAACGCGGGUGUCUGAUACACACCUUGCUGCGUUUGAUAUACACUUUGCUGUGUGUUACACACACACUGAGCUACAGCAAGGGCUUGUAGGAAGAAAGAGUCUAAUAUGUCUGUGUCCGACACACCCCUUUACUGUGUCGGACACACCUCUUACUGCAUCUUUCACAUCAACAGCCUGCUGACCAAGCCCAUCCCCAGACAUCUGUCUGACACUGCUGCAGCCGGCACCUGGGACUAACAUUGACUCCUAUGUUUUCAGGGUGAAAACCCUUCUGAGUGCUUCUACUAGACCCUGCAUCUAAAUCUAGGUUACCUCCAUGGAGCAAAACAUCCUGGAAUUGUGGAAGUAUUGAACCAUCAAUGUUGGCUUCACCCCUGCAUUCAGGCUUUGUCUGGGGCCUUCAUGCAAUUAUGUCUGUGAUUCAGCCUACUGCUACAUUUCCAUAUUUCCUAUGUGUGAUCAGAAUUCAGUGUCAUGCAAAUAACUGUCAAAUCACUGGUGGGAAAACAGAGGCCUUGACGUGUCAUCAAAAAUGAUAGAAAGUUAUUUGAAAGGAAGACAACUAUAGAAAAGAAGAUUGAAUUUCUAGAAAGAUGUGGCUCAAACUGACUAGAUGUGGCUCAACCCCCCCC
Molecule: messenger RNA, 1852 nt
Organism: Oncorhynchus tshawytscha (Chinook salmon)
Lineage: Eukaryota; Metazoa; Chordata; Actinopteri; Salmoniformes; Salmonidae
Product: transmembrane protein 178A-like
Exons: 4
Coding region: 246-1235 (329 amino acids)
Biological process (GO): negative regulation of osteoclast differentiation; regulation of cytosolic calcium ion concentration
Cellular component (GO): endoplasmic reticulum membrane
Source: RefSeq, a predicted model, not a curated record